CCCUAGUCUUCAGGAAAGAUGUGCUGACAUGCCAUCAUUUGGAUUUAAACCCAGAAAUACAGAAGGAACUGCUGUAUUUGUGACAGCUAAGUGAAAGCUUUUUGGAAGGAGAUAAAAGCUGUUUUUUUUUCUAAACGCAGGAUAUUAUACUGCGGUCUGUGCAUUCACCAUGACUGAAGAAAAUACCGAGAUGACAUCCACUGAGUUUGAUUAUUCGCUGCUGGUAGCUCCAUGUGAUAAAGUGGAUAUUCAUAUCACGAUGAAAGUCUUUCUGUGUGUUCUAUAUAUUGUGUUGUUCACCAUUGGACUAAUUGGAAAUUUCUUGGUGGUUUUGACCAUUUUGAAAGCAGGGGGCCAAAGGAGCAUCACUGACAUAUUUCUGUUGAACCUGGCCAUCUCCGAUCUUCUAUUUGUGUUAUCCCUUCCUUUCUGGGCCUUUUACUUCAUACAUGAAUGGACACUCGGAAACCUUUUAUGCCAAAUAGUUUCCUCUUUGUAUUCUGUGGCAUUGUUUGGAGGCAUGUUCUUCAUUACUGUCAUAAGCAUUGAUAGAUACCUGGCUAUUGUCCACGCAACGUACGCUAUGAAAGCCAGGACUAUCCACCGUGGAUACAUCACUAGCGCCGCAAUAUGGACCCUUGCAGUCUUAUUUGCAGCCCCUCACUUCGUGUUCGUGCAAGAGUCAGAGAAACGAUGCACUUCUCUGUAUCCUUCACAUCUUGAGACAUUAUGGCCAGUUUUCAGCUACAUGGAAAUGAACAUCAUUGGGUUUGUUCUCCCAGUGUGUAUCAUGAGCUUCUGCUAUCUGGGCAUCAUCAAAACCUUGUUCUCCUGCAAAAACACCAGGAAAAAAAGAGCCGUGAAGCUGAUUUUAACAGUGGUGAUUGUGUUUUUGCUGUUCUGGGCGCCAUACCAUGUAUCACUUUUCCUGCAGGUGUUAAGGAUCUAUGAUUACUUUGAGACCUGUGCCUCCUUACGUCUGUUAGACUACAUUGUGCAAGUAACUGAAACAAUAGCUUUCAGCCAUUGCUGUCUGAAUCCAAUAAUCUACACUUUUGCUAGUGAAAAAUUAAGGAAGUUCCUUUGUCAUUUGGUUCUGAAAUGCUUCUCAUUCGUUGGUUUCUGUGGGCCAUGUAAUAAGUAUCGUGGUACAGUGCCCACUCCUGUUCCAGAAACUGCCUUGACCAGCAACCAUACCCAGAACACCAGCGACCAAGAUACCUUUGUGUUAGUCUGAGUGUUUAAUAGUGGAUUGUAUAGCAUGAUAUGUAAUAUACUGAGUAGCUAUAGUUUUGUAUAAAUAAGUCAAAGUUUGUUCUAACUAUCCAUGGAAAAAGAAGCAAUGAUUGCCCAGAACAUGUUUGCAAGCAUAUUUCAAUUAUUAUCUUUCAAACUUGAGGCACUGGAACAUUUUUGUAAGUUGAUAACAGAGUUAAUAUUAAUACCUAA
Messenger RNA from Anolis sagrei ordinatus, 1449 nucleotides. Lineage: Eukaryota; Metazoa; Chordata; Lepidosauria; Squamata; Anolidae. The record is from RefSeq and is a predicted model, not a curated record.